This is a messenger RNA of Notothenia coriiceps (black rockcod), 830 nucleotides long. RefSeq names its product ATP synthase F(0) complex subunit C2, mitochondrial-like. NCBI's taxonomy places the organism in Eukaryota, Metazoa, Chordata, Actinopteri, Perciformes, Nototheniidae. The transcript is spliced from 5 exons. The record is from RefSeq and is a predicted model, not a curated record. Gene Ontology annotation, molecular function: proton transmembrane transporter activity. Gene Ontology annotation, biological process: proton transmembrane transport; proton motive force-driven ATP synthesis. The coding region runs from base 152 to 577 and encodes 141 amino acids.
CAAAUAAAAACGUCAGGAAACCGGAUGUCAACCUCUUGACUUGAUAUUGCGCAUGCGCACGUCUCUCGUGUGUUCGACCUCUACUACAGACAGACUUCUGACACUGAAUCAACGCCAGCUCCUUAGCUUGACCUGACCACUACUCAUCAUAAUGUAUGCCUGUGCUAAAUUCGUCUCCACGCCCUCUCUGGUCCGUGCUGGAUCUCGGGCACUGUGCAGACCACUCUCUGCAGCGCUUGGCACAGAUGCCAGGAAAGCAGAGACUGCCUCCCUCCUGGCCCCUCAGAGCAGCGUAGCCUCCCAGCAGCAGAUGGCAGUGCGGGCGUUCCAGACCAGCGCUGUGAGCCGUGACAUCGACACUGCUGCAAAGUUCAUUGGAGCAGGAGCUGCCACUGUGGGCGUAGCUGGAUCUGGAGCUGGAAUUGGAACAGUGUUCGGUAGUCUUAUUAUCGGAUAUGCCAGGAACCCCUCUCUGAAGCAGCAGCUGUUCUCUUACGCCAUCUUGGGCUUCGCUCUGUCUGAAGCUAUGGGUCUCUUCUGUCUGAUGGUUGCAUUCCUUAUUCUGUUUGCAAUGUAAAGCAGUUAAGCAUUUACUGCAAAGGGAUACAUCAUAAUGUUAAUAACAAUUAGCAGCUUGAGUUGCUCUUGAACGGUACGAUAAUGUCAGCUUAUCGCGUUGCCUAUUUUUGUUCAUUGGUGCUUCUUAAGGUUGUGAACUCACUGAUGUAAGAAACUCUGGCAAAACAAAAUCAUUGUAAAUGAUGGGUUUUGCCAUGAUAUUGUAUAUUUAAUAAAAAAUGUUUGUGUUAAACAUUCAACCAACACCUGAA